Osmerus eperlanus (European smelt) is the source of this 3211-nucleotide messenger RNA. It is a transcript of the gene mcm6, whose product is annotated as minichromosome maintenance complex component 6. Gene Ontology annotation, cellular component: nucleus; MCM complex. The transcript is spliced from 18 exons. The record is from RefSeq and is a predicted model, not a curated record. Gene Ontology annotation, biological process: DNA replication initiation; double-strand break repair via break-induced replication; mitotic DNA replication. The coding region runs from base 93 to 2570 and encodes 825 amino acids. NCBI's taxonomy places the organism in Eukaryota, Metazoa, Chordata, Actinopteri, Osmeriformes, Osmeridae. Gene Ontology annotation, molecular function: ATP binding; single-stranded DNA binding; single-stranded 3'-5' DNA helicase activity.
AACGUGCUUGAGAAGAGUCGGAUCCGAGGAAGAAAAAAUAGUUAUCACGUUGCUAAUUUAUUUUUUAAUUACAGUUCUCAUACCAUAAUAAGAUGGAUCUUGCUGCACCGACCGUCGAGAAUGCAGGACAGAUAGUGAAAGAUGACUUGGCAGAGAAAUGUCAAAAGCUGUUUCAAGCAUUCUUGGAAGAAUAUCAAACGGGGGAUGGAGAGGUGAAAUAUGUUCGUGAGGCUGAGGAGUUGAUCCGACCUGAGAGAAACACUCUGCUUGUAAGCUUCACUGACUUGGAAGGUUUCAACCAGGAACUUGCAACCACCAUCCAGGAAGAGUUCUACAGAGUGUAUCCUUUCCUGUGCCGCGCUGUGCGUAACUUUGCUCUAGACCAUGGAAAUGUACCAGUGAAUAAGGAGUUCUAUGUGGCCAUCCAGGACUUGCCUACACGACACAAGAUUCGUGAAUUGUCUUCCCUACGUAUCGGCUCUCUGGUGAGGAUCAGUGGCCAGGUUGUCAGGACCCACCCAGUACACCCCGAACUGGUGAGUGGCUGCUUCAUGUGCAUGGACUGCCAGGGGAUGAUCCGAGACGUCCCCCAGCAGUUUAAGUACUCCCCGCCCACUGUCUGCCGAAACCCCGUCUGCAACAACAGAAGCCGCUUCCACCUGGACACCCACAAGUCCAAGUUCAUAGACUUCCAGAAGGUGCGUAUCCAGGAGACCCAGGCGGAGCUGCCGCGAGGCUCCAUCCCUCGCUCCCUGGAGGUCAUCCUCCGGGCCGAGGCUGUAGAGACUGCCCAGGCUGGAGACCGCUGUGACAUCAUCGGCUCUCUCAUCGUGGUGCCAGACGUCUCGCAGCUCAGCACGCCAGGUGUGCGCUCAGAGACGAGUUCUCGUGUUGGAGGAGGGCAGGGCCACGAGACUGAGGGUGUGAGGGGCUUAAAGGCCCUGGGAGUCAGAGAGCUGUCCUACAGACUGGCCUUCCUCGCUAGCCACGUAGCCCCCACUAACCCACGUUUUGGAGGGAAGGAGAUAAGAGAUGAGGAACAGACCGCUGAGAGCAUCAAGAGCCAGAUGUCCGUGAAGGAGUGGGAGAAGGUGUUUGAGAUGAGCCAAGACAAGAACCUCUACCACAACCUGUGCACCAGCCUCUUCCCCACUAUCCACGGGAAUGACGAGGUGAAGCGUGGUAUUCUGUUGAUGCUGUUUGGGGGGGUUCCUAAGACCACCAUGGAGAGAACCUCGCUGAGAGGAGACGUCAACAUCUGCAUCGUAGGAGACCCCAGCACUGCCAAGAGCCAGUUCCUGAAGCAUGUUGAGGAGUUCAGUCCCAGGGCGGUGUACACCAGUGGGAAGGCUAGCAGUGCUGCAGGUCUGACCGCAGCUGUGGUCAGAGAUGAGGAGUCCCAUGAGUUUGUCAUCGAGGCUGGAGCUCUCAUGUUGGCUGAUAACGGUGUGUGCUGCAUCGAUGAGUUUGAUAAGAUGGAAACGAGAGACCAGGUGGCGAUCCACGAAGCUAUGGAACAACAGACCAUCAGCAUCACCAAAGCGGGAGUCAAGGCCACACUGAAUGCCCGUACUUCAAUCCUGGCAGCAGCGAACCCGGUCGGUGGUCGAUACGACCGCAGCAAAAGUCUGAAGCAGAACGUGAACCUGUCUGCUCCCAUCAUGAGUCGCUUUGACCUCUUCUUCAUCCUGGUGGACGAGUGCAACGAGGUGACGGACUACGCCAUAGCCAGGCGCAUUGUGGACCUUCACUCCCGCAUUCAGGACUCUGUGGACAGACUCUACUCUCUGGAUGAGAUCCGCAGAUACUUGCUCUUCGCUAGACAGUUCAAACCUAAGAUCUCCAGUGAGUCAGAGGAGUUCAUAGUUGAGCAGUACAAACGGCUGAGGCAGCGUGAUACUUCUGGAGGCGUGUCCAAAUCCGCCUGGCGAAUCACAGUGAGGCAGCUGGAGAGCAUGAUCCGCCUAUCGGAGGGCAUGGCUCGAAUGCACUGCUGUGAUGAGGUGCAACCUAAGCAUGUGAAAGAAGCAUUCCGCCUGCUGAACAAAUCCAUCAUCAGAGUGGAGACGCCCGACAUCAACCUGGAGCAGGACGACGACAUGGAGGAGGCUGAGGACGAGAACGGUCACGACGUCCCUAACGGACACGCGGACGGGACGAACGGACACGCGGACGGGACGAACGGACACGCCGACGGUCACGGUGUAAACGACCAGGGGGAAAAUGGAAGCCAGGCCAAGCCUUCCCUGCGUCUGUCCUUCCCAGAGUACCGUCGCAUCUCCAACUUGCUGGUCUUACACCUGCGCAGGGCGGAGGAAGAGGAGGAGGAGGAGGAGCUGAGGAAGAGCGCGGUAGUUAACUGGUACCUGAAGGAGGUGGAGUUUGAGAUUGACUCAGAGGAGGAACUAAUCAACAGGAAGGGGCUGAUAGAGAAGGUCAUCCACAGACUGGUGCACUAUGAUCAUAUCCUGAUCGAGCUCUCCCAGGCUGGACUUAAGGGGGCAGAGCCAGAGACUCAAGAAGAGGAAGUUGUUCUGGUGGUCAACCCUAACUAUACCCUGGAUGACUAGAGUAGGCUCUAAAGGCCUUCUCCUUCUCUAAGACUUUCCUGGUUUUAUAAUAAACUCCUGUGGGGAGUUGUUUAUUCUUUACUGAAUGCUCUUGUGUAUGACAAAUUACAUAAUUACGACAUUCAAAGCAUUUGAGCUUUUAUAAGGACUCUUUCCUGUUAUGGAGUUAAUGAUUCCCAUUUCAAAAACCAGUAUUGUUUAUUUUUUUAAUCUUAGCCACUUCAUCAUUGUAAAUAUGCUGCUUGGUUUCUGAAUAGAAGUGGCAAUUGUAUGUUUGAGUCAUAGGAUUCAAAGCUUUUUCUAUAUGUUCAAUAUCCAUUUGAGAGGUGAGGAUAACUUGUCAGUUUAAAGUUAUUUUAGCUGAAUGUUGUAAAUAGUUUUUACCAUUUCUUGACAUGAGAUGGUCAUGAGAUGGUGUUAGUACUUGCUCCCUGCCCCUUUGUAUAAGAGAAGUAUAAACGUUAAUUUCCCUAGUAUGAUGCAUGUGUCGUCAAUGAUUCAAACCCCCACUUAAUCCGGAGCAAGUAGCAAAUACCAUGAUUUAGACUAAAUGUAGAACGUUCCACUGAACGUUGUGCUCCUGAGUGGGUGCAUCAGAACUGCUUUGUGACUGUAUCAAGGGCUACUGUCGUAAAAUGUUG